CAAGUAACCGCGCGUCGCGAAAGUACGCGCCCAGACUUAACGAAAAAAAAGUUUCCAUUUUUUAAGUUUUAAUUGUCUGUGGUUUGUGUUUGUAAACAUGGCGUGCCCUAUGAGAUCAGUGAUCGACGAAUCAGCUGGGCAAGAUGGCGCAUGCCUCGGCAAUGAAGCCGGUAUGCUGUACGGCGAAUAUCUCAUGCUGGACAAGCUGCUUACAGCCCAGAGGAUGCUCAGCGCUGAGAGCUCGAAGACGGUCCACGAUGAGCACUUGUUCAUCGUUACCCAUCAAGCAUACGAACUCUGGUUCAAGCAGAUCAUCUUCGAGGUGGACUCGGUGCGAGCACUGCUGGACGUCCAAGGUCUGGAUGAGGGUCACACCAUGGAGAUACUGAAGCGGCUCAACAGAGUCGUCCUCAUUCUUAAGCUCCUGGUGGACCAGGUGAUGAUCCUGGAGACGAUGACGCCGCUGGACUUCAUGGACUUCAGGCACUACCUGCGGCCGGCUUCAGGCUUUCAGAGCCUGCAGUUCCGUCUACUAGAGAACAAGCUUGGCCUGAAGCAAGCGCUACGCGUGAAGUACAACCAGAACUACCAGUCUGUCUUCGGAGACAACCCUGAAGCCAUGGAACAACUACACAAGUCUGAAGAAGAGCCAGCGCUUCUGGCGCUGAUCGAGCGGUGGCUGGAGCGCACGCCCGGCCUCGACGCCCACGGGUUCAACUUCUGGGGGAAGUUCCAGGCCACCGUGGACAAUAUGAUCAAAGAGGACAUCGCUGCUGCUAUGGAAGAACCUAACGAGGUGGUCCGUCGCCACCGCCUGCAGGACGCGGAGAACCGCCGCGAGAUCUAUCGAUCCAUCUUCGAUCCCUCCGUGCACGAUGCUCUACGAUCUCGGGGGGAGAGACGAUUGUCCCACAAAGCGCUACAAGGCGCCAUCAUGAUCACGUUCUACCGCGACGAGCCUCGCUUCUCGCAGCCGCACCAGCUUCUGACACUGCUGAUGGACAUGGACAGUCUUAUCACCAAGUGGCGAUACAACCACGUGAUAAUGGUACAGCGCAUGAUAGGGUCCCAGCAGCUUGGCACGGGCGGUUCUUCGGGCUACCAGUACCUUCGUUCCACGCUCAGCGACCGCUACAAAGUAUUUCUGGACCUGUUCAACCUAUCAACAUUCCUACUGCCUCGCUCUCUCAUCCCACCUCUGGACGACGGUAUGAAGCGCAGCCUCAACCUGGCCUGGGGAGAGGCCAAUGCCAACGGAAACGACGACCAGAACGGCCUUGAAGAAUCCUUCAAGUCUUUAUAGGGGUAGCCCUAAAUAAGUAGGUUAAGUUUUUAGAUUGAAAUUUGAAACCAAGCCAGCUCCAGUGUGGGCCCUAAAAGAACAUCUUAGUUCACCUAAUAGGAUAAGCAAAAAUAAUCGGGAAAGGACAUGACCAAGCUUUGGGGCUUUAUGUAUUUAUAUAGCCGGUCGAUCAACAAUGUUGGGUCUACAAUGUAUACCAACCUUUGAGGAUUUAUCCAAACGGAGACGCCAUGUCUGUAAUUGCGGUACAAAAUAGUAUGCCGAUUUCUGCGGGGGAGGGGCACGUCAAAUGUUAUACGUAACGUAAAAAUAGCCAUGUCAGAUAAACGUCAGUCCAUACAAUGUGUAUGACCAUUGGCUGCUUAUUUUCGACAGAGGGGAACGCCUGUUAAUGGCUACUCCGUUUGGUUAUAACCUCUAAAGCAGUGGUCGGCAACCGGCGGCCCGCGAACCUCUCACUUGCGGCCCGCGAGCCUCCCUGGCUAUUUUGUAUGUAAUAUUGACAAACGACAAUGUUUGAUAAAGUCAUAAAUAUUAACAAAGUGCGGCCCGCGUCAACUGCGUUAACUACUAUGUGGCCCUUUGCUGCUAAAGGUUGCCGACCGCUGCUCUAAAGGUACCAACAGUGUUCCGGAGUUGGCGCUAAAAAUAUUCAACUUAUCCAUGUUUUUAUUGGCGCUCUCUCUUUUCAAGUUUAGUCUUUAUUAUAGGGGUAAAUCCUAGUUGAGUAGGAUACGUUUUUAAAUAGAUGACUUCGUAAGACUAUAACUAAGCAGCCAGGAAUGACCAUGACCAUCGUUUGGGGCAAUAAAAACAUUUGUAGCUCGGCAAAAACCCCAAAAACUUUUUAGGUAUAACCCAAUAUAAAAGUAAGUUUUUAGACAGUUUUAUAGUAUUUUUAUUGCCUUUUACAUAGAAAACAAAAGGUACCAAAGUACGAGGUACGAGCCCAUCAUUCUAGAGUAGAUUUGUAGAAUAGUUCACCAACCAAAUCGCGUUUAAGUAGUGUCAGUCCAAUCAUAGUACAAUGGGUGAAUUAGGAGACGAAAGACGAAAACCUUAAAGGGAUGAUGAGUCGCAAUAGUUUAACGAAGUAAGCCAGAUAAUAAAAUUAUACGCUGCCGAACCAUCAUAUAUUAUAUGUAAUUUUCAUAUAAAAUUAAUAUUUAAUAAAACCAAGUAUAAUGCAUUCAAAACACAUUAUUUUCCAGUGUUACAUUAAUCUUAAGUUUAAUGAUUAAUUAAUUUUGUUAUUUUAGUAUAUUUUACAU
This is a messenger RNA of Cydia splendana, 2574 nucleotides long. It is a transcript of the gene vermilion, whose product is annotated as tryptophan 2,3-dioxygenase. Bases 98 to 1303 code for a protein of 401 amino acids. Lineage: Eukaryota; Metazoa; Arthropoda; Insecta; Lepidoptera; Tortricidae. Gene Ontology annotation, molecular function: heme binding; L-tryptophan 2,3-dioxygenase activity; metal ion binding. The transcript is spliced from 10 exons. The record is from RefSeq and is a predicted model, not a curated record.